UGCGUUCUGACGAUUGUUGGUGAAGUUUUUCAACAAAAAAUCCUCAAAUUGUGAUCAUCAAAUAAAAUCACCGUGAGAAACUUCACAGCUAGCGCGUUCUUGCUUUCGAUAAUGCGCCAGAAACGCUAGGCUUUAGUUUCUACGUGAUAAUCGUCAGUGACAAAUUUUGAUAAACGCCAUCGGCGAAAUCGUUUAAAAAUCGAUAACAGAAAGGAGCCCGAAUGAUGGAGAAUGGUUACGAUGUAUCGAAUACGGCUCCUCUUCCGCCGGAGAAUAAUUUUGAUAAUGUAGAGCUUACUUCUCCGCCGUUACCACCUACUCCAACUACGAUGCUAGAAAGCAGCAGCAUGCCAAGUCCUGAGGACCGACGACUUGUUGGCGAAUGUCCAUUUGCUAAACGGAGAAAAAUGAAUGAAUUCUUUGAGGAUGAUUAUGACGACGACGAUGAUAAUGUUUCUGUCGGAAAUUGCAAUCAAAUUCAAUCUGAAGGGAUUGCAAAACUUCGAGAAGGAUUCACAGAAAAUUUGAAGCAGUUUCAAGUGUUGGAUGAAGUUCAAGGUGAUAAUUCGGAUGAUGAUGAAAAUGGUGACGACCUACAAGGAGACGAAGAGGAUGACAACAGUGAAGAGGGAUCGGAAUUCGAUUGCGAGGAGAUUGAGACUAUGCUUGAUGAAGGACUGCCGGAAGGAAUGAAAGCUACUGGUCCGAAAGCAAAGGCAUAUGAAGAACGUUUCAAAGAAGUUUUGGAAGAAAAGGGAAGAAAUCAUUUUGAAGUACUACCUGAGGGAUGGGUCCAAGCAACUCACAUCAGUGGGAUGCCGCUGUUUCUUCAUACUGCUUCUCGAGUAUGUACAGCAUCAAGGCCGUACUUUUUAGGUCCUGGAAGUGUUAGGAAACAUGAAGUACCGUUAAGUGCCAUACCUUGCUUGAAUUACCGGAAAGCAUUGGAGAAAGAGGAUGAGCUGCGUAAAGAAAUAGAGGCUAAUGCAGCGGCAGCCGCAGAAGAAGCUGAAAAGUGCACAGCCAAUGAACAAAAUCCCCAGCCUCAAGAAAAACAAAUGCACAAUCCUCAGUUAAGUAAAAUGAUUGCCAGUACCACGACAACUGCAGAGGCUCAAGCCAACGCAAAAAUGCUACCACUCAAAGUGACUGCCAGAAUUGAAACUGUCAACGAUAACCUAAAGGCUCACUCGUUAACGGCAGAUUCAUUUCAAGAAUACUGUAAAAAAUUAUUUAAAUUCAAAACAAUUCGUGUGAUGCGGUUUAAGUCGUGGGCUGCUCGUCGGAAACUCACGAAACAUCGCAAGCAUAUGAAGAACCUGCAGAGGCCCACCUUACCGGAUGGCACGAAACUAAUUACAUUCCCGGUGCUACACAACGAGGGUGAAAAGGGUAAUGUUCAUGCUCGACCGAAAAAGGAAUGGAUUAUGAAUCCAAAUGGAAAAAGUUACGUUUGUAUUCUUCACGAAUACGUGCAGCAUGCACUCCGGAAGCAGCCGAGCUACGAAUUCAAAGAACUAGAAAACGCUGCCACUCCCUACUCGGCGACGGUUUCAAUCAACGAUCUCAAGUACGGUACUGGUUAUGGGACAAGCAAAAAGCAGGCCAAAAGUGAAGCUGCUCGUGAGACGCUGGAAAUUCUAAUUCCUGACAUGAAAGAUAAAAUUACCAACAAAGACAACAAAAAAGACCAAAACGGAUCAAUCGAACAGCAACCGGAGGCUCGCAAUCUUUCCGUAUUUGAUGAAAUCAAGAUCGAAGACCCGAGGGUCGCUGAAUUUUGUGCCAAAACUACCGAACCCUCUCCGCACACAAUUCUGCAAACCUGUCUGCAGCGAAACUUUGGACUCGGCGACGUACAGAUUCAGUACGACGUCAAGGCAGGCAAACAUCGUAAAAAUGAGUUCACCAUGACCGUCGGAAAGCACACCGCGACGGUGGUGUGCAAAAACAAACGAGAUGGGAAGCAAAAGGCAUCCCAGGCGAUUCUGCAGAUUCUUCACCCGCACAUUAAAACCUGGGGUUCGCUGUUGCGAUUAUAUGGCAACCAUUCCAUCAAAUCGUACAAGGAGAAGAAACAAGAAGAGCAGGAGAUCACCGUACUGCAGAGUAAGGCAGCCAUCAACCAACCGAACUACGCUAUUCUCAGCAAGCUGAAGCUAGAAAUGUCAAAACUAGAGCAACGACAAAAAAAUGUGCGAGUUAUCGGAACUUUCGUGCCAGAUGUAGAUCUUCCAACAUCCUCCGGUUCGAACCUGAAAAAUGUCGAUCUCUAGGGUAGUGAACGCGCAACAAUGGCAGUAACAACACUUUAGACACCUUACCUACGCUUAACUGUACUUCAUCCAAUGACUAUCAUUAUGGUUUACGUGCGGUCUCCUGUGGAGUCCUGUGAACGAUUUUAACAAUUAUGAGUUUGAGUCUAAGAAUUUGUUUUAUUUUCGGAUCG
Malaya genurostris is the source of this 2449-nucleotide messenger RNA. RefSeq names its product microprocessor complex subunit DGCR8 (gene pasha). The coding region runs from base 222 to 2276 and encodes 684 amino acids. Gene Ontology annotation, cellular component: microprocessor complex. Gene Ontology annotation, molecular function: identical protein binding; primary miRNA binding; double-stranded RNA binding. The record is from RefSeq and is a predicted model, not a curated record. NCBI's taxonomy places the organism in Eukaryota, Metazoa, Arthropoda, Insecta, Diptera, Culicidae. The transcript has 5 exons. Gene Ontology annotation, biological process: primary miRNA processing.